This is a messenger RNA of Salvia hispanica, 1134 nucleotides long. The record is from RefSeq and is a predicted model, not a curated record. Lineage: Eukaryota; Viridiplantae; Streptophyta; Magnoliopsida; Lamiales; Lamiaceae.
UUCUCAAGUAAAGAGAGAGAGAGAGAGAAGAGAGAGAAGAGAGGAGAGUUGAGCACGAUGACCAGAAUGCUGAUGAGCUUUCCGGCCAUCGACGCCGGCGCCGGUGUGCUGACGGCCAGCUGGUGGGAUGAGAUCAACGAGUCCGUCGCAUGGCAAGACGGGAUAUUCUACUCUCUCUGCGCCGCCUAUGCCCUCGUUUCCGCCGUUGCCCUUAUUCAAUUGAUAAGAAUUGAACUUAGAGUGCCCGAAUAUGGUUGGACCACGCAAAAGGUUUUCCACCUUAUGAACUUUAUAGUAAAUGGAGUGCGUGCUAUCGUGUUUGGAUUCCAUAAAAAUGUCUUUCUUCUACAUCCUAAGGCCCUCUCUUUGGUUUUGCUGGAAUCUCCUGGCCUGCUCUUCUUCUCUACAUAUACUCUUCUUGUCCUUUUUUGGGCAGAGAUAUAUCAUCAGGCCAGAAGCCUGCCGACUGAUAAACUAAGAAUCUGGUACUUUGCUAUCAACAGUGGAGUAUACUUUGUGCAGGCUGGUAUUUGGGUGUACCUCUGGAUAGAUGAUAACAGCACUGCAGAAUUUGUUGGAAAGAUAUUUGUUGCAGUGGUUUCAUUUGCAGCUGCAUUAGGAUUUCUGCUGUAUGGAGGAAGGUUGUUUAUCAUGCUAAGACGCUUCCCUAUUGAAUCUAAAGGGAGGAGAAAGAAACUUUACGAGGUUUGUGUCUAUCUAUCUGUUGAUUUCUUAUCUUUCUCUAAUCAUAUCUAUCAUUUGCAGGUUAUGCUCUCAGCCUUUGAUUUAGAUGCAUCACUAGAUGUAUUGGACCAUCCAGUUUUGAAUGUAAUCUACUACACGCUGGUUGAGAUUCUUCCUUCAGCUCUGGUUCUGUACAUCUUGCGCAAGCUGCCUCCAAAAAGAGUACCAUCAGCACAGUAUCACCCUAUCCGGUAGUUGAUGCAUGAAAAGCUCAUAUACAUCAAUUUCUUGGCAUUCUUCGCAAGACCGAAUUGAAGCCUAGAAGUAACCAGAUUUAUUAUCACUCUGGAAUGGCUCUGGUCAUGAGAUUUCAUUUUGCCUGUAUUUUGUGGGAGUCUGAUUUGAUGUUAACGAUGGCGAUUUAUUGAGAGCUUGCCAUUUUUAUUGAAA